Messenger RNA from Aspergillus sclerotioniger CBS 115572, 1554 nucleotides. RefSeq names its product sedoheptulose-7-phosphate:D-glyceraldehyde-3-phosphate transaldolase TAL1. Gene Ontology annotation, molecular function: transaldolase activity. Bases 401 to 1375 code for a protein of 324 amino acids. Gene Ontology annotation, cellular component: intracellular anatomical structure; cytoplasm. The transcript is spliced from 4 exons. NCBI's taxonomy places the organism in Eukaryota, Fungi, Ascomycota, Eurotiomycetes, Eurotiales, Aspergillaceae. Gene Ontology annotation, biological process: pentose-phosphate shunt, non-oxidative branch; pentose-phosphate shunt; carbohydrate metabolic process. The record is from RefSeq and is a predicted model, not a curated record.
AUCAGGGACCGGCAAGGAUUUGCUACCGGGAUGUUUUGAGCGUGGUGGUGGUGGUGGUGGUAGCAGCGGUGAUGCAGAGGGAUGGAGAAGAUGGUUGGGGAGGAGGAAGAGAGAGGACCGGCGGCAUAGCGUCAUCGGCCGUCAAGCUGCCCCACCAUCGUCCCCCUCCUUCGUCUGUCCUCCCGAUGCUUGCUCACGGCUCCGGCUUCGUCGUCUUCUCUCACUUUCUCCCCCGCCACAUCCCUUCCCUUCUUAUUUUCUCCUCCUCGUCAUCUUUGCAUCUCUCCAUUCAUCUUCUUUUUCUUCCCCCCAAUCUACAAUCUACAAUCUCCCAUCUCCCAUUUCUAUCUACUCUAAUUCCAUCCCAUCUCCUUUCACCAUUCCAUCCUCUACCUCCACCAUGUCUUCUUCUCUCGACCAGCUCAAGUCCACCGGCACCGUUGUCGUCUGCGACUCCGGUGACUUCGCCACCAUUGGCAAGUACAAGCCUCAGGAUGCCACCACCAACCCCUCCCUGAUCCUGGCUGCCUCCAAGAAGCCCGAGUACGCCAGCCUCAUCGAUGCCGCUGUCGCCAAGGGUAAGACCGAGGGCAAGACUGUCGACGAGCAGGUCGAUGCCACCCUCGAUCGUCUUCUCGUCGAGUUCGGCAAGAAGAUCCUCGAGAUCAUCCCCGGCAAGGUCUCCACCGAGGUCGAUGCUCGUUUCUCCUUCGAUACCCAGGCUUCCAUCGACAAGGCCCUCCACAUCAUCAAGCUCUACGAGGAGAACGGCAUCUCCAAGGACCGCAUCCUGAUCAAGAUCGCCUCCACCUGGGAGGGUAUCAAGGCCGCUGAGGUCCUUCAGUCCAAGUACGGCAUCAACUGCAACCUGACCCUCAUGUUCUCCACCGUCCAGGCCAUCGCUGCCGCUGAGGCCGGUGCCUACCUCAUCUCUCCCUUCGUCGGCCGUAUCCUCGACUGGUACAAGGCCGCCCACAAGCGCGACUUCGCCCCCGAGGAGGACCCCGGUGUCAAGUCCGUCCAGAGCAUCUUCAACUACUACAAGAAGCACGGCUACAACACCAUUGUCAUGGGUGCCUCUUUCCGUAACACCGGUGAAAUCACCGAGCUCGCCGGCUGUGACUACCUGACCAUCUCCCCCAACCUCCUCGAGGACCUCUACAACUCCACCGCUGCCGUCCCCAAGAAGCUCGACUCCGCCAGCGCCGCCGGUCUCGACAUCCCCAAGCGCACCUACAUCAACGAUGAGGCCCUGUUCCGCUUCGACUUCAACGAGGAGGCCAUGGCCGUCGAGAAGCUGCGUGAGGGUAUCUCCAAGUUCGCUGCCGACGCCGUUACCCUCAAGGACAUCCUGAAGGCGAAGGUCCAGGCAUAAGCGGGAGAUUGACAUUAUGCAUUUUGUGACGACCAUUAUUAUUCCCAUGUGUGUAAAAUUGAUGACCUGAAAAAUUCGUUUGGGUAGAUACGAAUUAUGAUUGAGUUUUGUUGAUCAUAUCUAGUGUAGAUCGUAGCUAUGCAGCUAUAGGCGCUUAAUAUACUACAAAUCGACCUAUC